AGCGGGCGGCGGGGAGGGCGGGGAGCAGCAGGUGCGGGAGCUGCAGAUGAGGCUGGAACAUUACCAGCAGCAGCAGCAGCAGCAGCAGCAGCAGCAGCAGCAACUCUACAGAGUCACGCCUGAAACCAAAAUACGGCUCUCACUCCACCCCGAAGCUCAGCUGCAGGCGCAGCAGCAGCAGCAGCAGCAGCAGCAGCAACAGCAACAGCAUGAAGAGAAGGAAACUGGGCUCCGCCGGCUGGCGGGGAGCGCGGGUUUGCUGCACCAGGUGUUCUGGCAGCUGCUGCUGCCGCUGCUGCGCCCCGACGCCUUCGAGGUGUAUGGACUGCAGCAGCCAAAUGGGCUGCUGCUGUGGGGCCCCCCAGGGACAGGAAAAACCUUUUUGAUGAAAGCAGUGGCUGAGGAGAUGCUGCUGCUGCAGCAGCGCAUGCAGGCUGCUGCUGCUGCUGCUGCUGCGCCGGGCAGCGCCGACGCCGCAGCAGCAGCAGCAGCAGCAGCAGCAGCAGCAGCAGAGGGGAUUGCCAACAGCAGCCCAGACGUCGAUCUUGCUGCUGCUUACUCCGAGCUGCUCUUCUCCGUGGUCUCGGGCGGCUGGCUCUCUCCCCCCAGCAGCAGCGCAGCGCCCUCCGCCGCCCAGCAGCAGCAGCAGCAGCAGCAGCAGCAGCAGCAGCAGCAGCAGCAGCAGCAGCAGGUUGUGUUUGUGCUGCCGGAAGUGCGGCUCGUGCAUGCAACUGAACUCGUGGGAUCCGCUCCCGGGGAGACAGAGGAAAACAUCCACCGCCUUUUCGAUUCCUGUUCUCGCCGCCGCGCAGAGCGCAUGCAGCAAGCAGCAGCAGCAGCAGCAGCAGCAGCAGCAGCAGCAGCAGGGACUCCACGGGUCGUGGGCGGGCGCUCGCUGCUGUUCAUAGAUGAAGUGGACUCAAUUUGUCCCCACAGACCUUCAGCAAGCGAGGUGGGGUUUGUUUUGGGGUACUUCAUUCUUUCCUUUGCUGCGGCUGCGGCCGCUGCGGCCGCCUGA
Eimeria necatrix is the source of this 1018-nucleotide messenger RNA. RefSeq lists its product as hypothetical. The record is from RefSeq and is a predicted model, not a curated record. Gene Ontology annotation, molecular function: ATP hydrolysis activity; ATP binding. The transcript is spliced from 3 exons. The annotation marks the transcript as partial. Lineage: Eukaryota; Apicomplexa; Conoidasida; Eucoccidiorida; Eimeriidae.